AUGAUCUCGUCGCGCCAGGAGCUGCUGCUGGCUCUUCGCGGCCAGCCACGAGAGCUCGCAGCGAAUUCGAACGCUUCGCCGCGCGAUGCUGCCUCUUGGACCCAGGCAGCACAUUCGCCGUUCGUUUCAAAAGACUCGUUUGAUCCAACGGACGAGCUGCCGUGGGUGGAGAAGCUCCUCCAGCUGGCAGCGUGCGUGGCAGCGAUCCACCGCUUCGCCCGCCGCCUCCUGGACGCCCGCAGCGCCGCCAUCAGCGCCGCCGCUACAGCCUCUCUCGCUGCGUCCCUCCCAGCGUCACUCUCAACCUCAGUCGCAGCGCCUCUCUCAGCCUCAGCACCAUACAGCCUGGCUGGAGCGGCUGGGGGGAUUACCUCAGUGUCAGAGAGUGGACGGGAUGCGUCGCACAGGGUGCUGGCAGGAGCAGCAGCGGGUGCGAGUGGUUUGCAGUGUGCGUUAGCUACGUGUGUGGAGGAGGAGGCGCUGCUGCCCUACACACACGAGGUGGACCGCCUCUUCUCCUCCCCGCCCCCCGUGCGAACCAUCUGGGCCAAGCUCUCCGUGUAUGAACAACUGCUGACAGGCCUCGUUAGAGUCACAUCCGCCAUAGAGCAACACAACCUCACAGGCGCCCACCUUCUCCGCUAUCUCGAGCAGGAGAGCAGCUUCGGGCCCUGCCUGCUAUCAGUCGCUCUCGACACGGGCAUCCGCCACUGUCAGCGCGUGUGGCUGGGGCAGCUGGCGCACUGGAUGGCGUUUGGCACCUUGCCCCCCGAUGGCGGCGCCGAGUUCUUCAUCACCAGCAUCAAUGAGGUGGGACGGAUGGUUGUGUGUGGUGGGGCGGAUGGGCGUGUGGUGGGGCGGAUGGGGCGUGUGGUGGGGCGGAUGGGGCGUGUGGUGGGGCGGAUGGGCGUGGGGUGGGGCGGAUGGGCGUGGGGUGGGGCGGAUGGGGCGUGUGGUGGGGCGGAUGGGGCGUGUGGUGGGGCGGAUGGGGCGUGGGGUGGGGCGGAUGGGCGUGGGAAGGGCCGCACCAAGCACGCAUGGGACGAGCAGCGGGUGCAUGAUGUGGUGGAGGCAGCCAGGAAACGAGCAGCGCACCGCCUGUGGCAGCUGGUGGUGAGGGAGAGCGACCUAUUCGGUCAUCUGCACGCCGCGCAUUACAUCCUGCUGGGCGGAGGGGGCGCCUUCAUGCAGAGCGUGUGGCAGUCGCUGAGGGAGUUGCUGGCACAGCCAGACGUGAGGGCUAGGGUUGCCAACGACAAGCUGCAGCUGGCCGUUGAGAAGGCAUCAGCAUGCAUCGUGGAGGAGACGACUCUCAAGUACUUCCGCACAUUCUCCUUCAA
Closterium sp. Yama58-4 is the source of this 1340-nucleotide messenger RNA. The record is from the annotation of a GenBank genome assembly. Lineage: Eukaryota; Viridiplantae; Streptophyta; Zygnematophyceae; Desmidiales; Closteriaceae.